This is a messenger RNA of Besnoitia besnoiti, 2094 nucleotides long. Its product is annotated as transporter, major facilitator family protein. Gene Ontology annotation, molecular function: transmembrane transporter activity. The transcript is spliced from 2 exons. Gene Ontology annotation, biological process: transmembrane transport. Bases 1 to 2094 code for a protein of 697 amino acids. NCBI's taxonomy places the organism in Eukaryota, Apicomplexa, Conoidasida, Eucoccidiorida, Sarcocystidae. The record is from RefSeq and is a predicted model, not a curated record.
AUGGCCUCCAAAUUCCGAGCUCCAGAAGUUACACAAGCAUCUGUAGAGGCGGUCUCUGAAGCCCCUUUUGUAGAUGGCGGACCGCCAGGUAGCUGGAGAGACCACCUAUGUCUCCGUGUCAAACGCCCGCAGCAAGGUUUGAAGUCGUCGCCCGGGAGGAGCUCCAGUUUUUCCAAACCUGACGAUGUACACACUCACCGGACGGAGACAGAAUUCCUGUCUCAGAGAUUUACCAGUGCAUCGGUGACUUCUCCGCGUCCAGGACAUGGAGGAAGUCGAGAUUGGCCUCCGGCUGUCCGCGAGUACUUGGACGAGAGCGACGCUGGGCCGGGUAGCACUGGGGUUCCGUCCCCGAAAAUUGCUUUCGGCUUGUCCCGAUGGGCAGUAUUGCUUCUCUAUUGCGUGUACUGUGUCUUUUCUGGCCCAGCGUACAUCAACUGGACGCCAAUAGCAGACGUCCUCUUUAAGGCUGGAGCAUACGAGUGGCGCUGUCAAGGGGCAGUCACAUCGCCUGAUCUGCCCCUCGUGGGCGAUGGCAUGGCAAAAUGCGAAGACCAAGAAGCUGAUGUCAAUCGACUGUUUACAAUAACAGCAGCGAGCCACUUUUUCUUCUCCUUCAUUGGAGGAUCACUGCUUGAUACCAUCGGGCCGAAGGCGACGGCCAUUGUUGGCCUCAUUUCUAGUAUGACAGGCUGGGUACUCUUGGGGUUAGCGAACGAGCACCUUCUCACCUACAUUCCGGGAUGCCUGUUUAUGGGCGCGGGUCUCGAUACGACAUACUUUCCGCUUCUGUCCGGAGCCAACCUGUUCCCAGGUCACGUUGCGACGGUAAAAGCUGUCUUCGGAGCAGCGCUGUCUUUCUCCUUCCUCGUGCCUGUCGCCGUUCGGGCCGUUAGUUUUGAAAGUGGUGGAGCGGUCCACCACAGAUUGAUCUUCUGUUGUUUCGGGGGAAUAUGUCUAGGGUUUUCACUUCUGAUUGCUUUGUUGGUCAUUCCUCAACGCCCCUGGAGAGCUCCGUACAGACCUUUCGGCCAACAGCUCCGCGACCAGCCUUUGGCGGGUGGGUGUGGUGUCGCCACACAAAGUGGCCAGCGGCUUCCCUGUGCAGGUGUGGAGAGUGAGGAACAAGUGCCGAGCGAAGGGGGUGAAGAAUCUCAACUGCCAGAGCGCGUGUGCUGUGCUGCAGUAGCGGUGCCACAUCCCUCCUGUGAAGAGGGCAGUCCUGUUCCUCCGUCUUCUUCUCGGUUUCCCCCCAUCGCGAUUGUUGGAGGAGCCCAUGGUGGAAGCAAAGCGCUAAGAAUUGAAGGGCAGGCUGGUGCUUCUAAUUCCAGAACGCGUACAGGCGGGAGGAGAUGGUCAAUUCUCUCUCGAUUAUCGCCGGUACGGAGUGGAGCCCGACAGCCUCCGUGUAACCUCCCGGAAAAACUUCUGCAGCAUCUCAGGACCAUGCAGAGAGACUUCUGGUCAACUCUCUUCCUUCCCAUUGUGCCGUUUUUCUGUGUGGCUCUGACGAGUGUUGUUUUCUUCAUUCCGUCGGCUCGGCACCUUAUGCCUGACGCGUACACGGCAAAUCGGAUCAUCCAGAUCUUCUCCUUCAUCCCGUGCCCACUGUUCGGCUAUAUCGCGGACAUCUGGGGUAUCAUGCCGGUCAUGUACAUAUGCAAUCUUUGCGGCCUUCUAAGCUUUAUACUUGCGAUGGUUCCUGCGAUUCCGGCUGCAGCUCCCCUACAAUUUGCCGCAUCUAUACUCUCCGCCUCUCAGCUGUCUUUCCUCGUCUGCCAAAUAUGCUGCUACGUGGCGGAAACUUUUGACGAAGAAAAUCAAGGAAAGUUGAUAGGUCUCCUCUGUUCUGUCGCCGGUCUCACAUCUCUCAGUGCUCACCCCAUCAUGGACUAUUCUGUCCGGAGUGGCUUCCGGCCUGCGCUUCUAAGUUUUAUAGUCUGCUUCUGUUCCAACUUCCUUCUUCUUCUGUUCGUGCAUUGGCGCAAAGUUAAGACCGGGAGAAUCUUAGUUAAAGAGAGUAAGAAAAAAUGUCCGCCGCGUCAGCAGAACCCGGAGACAGCUGACAGCGCGGAGCCCGGUCAGCCAGCGUGA